Messenger RNA from Amorphotheca resinae ATCC 22711, 1538 nucleotides. RefSeq lists its product as hypothetical. Lineage: Eukaryota; Fungi; Ascomycota; Leotiomycetes; Helotiales; Amorphothecaceae. The coding region runs from base 139 to 1335 and encodes 398 amino acids. The record is from RefSeq and is a predicted model, not a curated record. The transcript has a single exon.
CACGGCAAAUAAUCCCACGUCAUGGUAUGGCAAGACUUCGAUUCGGUACCUCCACCUCCAACACUGCCCUGGAGUCAACAGCAUAAUAUCCGCACAGAUUGAUGGGCGCACGCUCAAUUGCUGCGAGAUUGAAUCACAAUGGUUCUUGAGAAUUCCUCCAUUGAGGAGGGCACUGUCUCCGACGUCGACCCCUACGACACCCAAGCAGCGCCCGGCCGACCUGGCCGAAACUAUCAUAUCGAUGUAGCAGCUCUUCCUAAGCCCAUGCCCAUAUUCGGCCCUCUGUUUGGCUAUAACCAGAAGCUUUUCGAGAAGGUGUUGCAUGAAAAGCUCGUAAACGGGGCGCAUGCUCUCGGGAGACCACCGACUCAGGAAGAGGCCGAGGCUACUGCGUUCUGGACUGCCAAACAGAUAUCGAUCAUCUCCUAUGGCUCACCUAUAGGGGUUGCGGGGGGUUGGUGGAGGGCAUGGAAUACAGCCUCAACAUAUCGAUUUCCCUUCUGGCAACCGAAUCCCGAAACGUUCAAUCCAUUAUCAUUCCCUCCGGCAAUGGGCACCUUAAGGAACCUCCACGCGAUGAUCGCGUGGCAUGCUCUGAGAGCGCUGGCAUACGGGGUUGUGGGAAAUUAUGUCGGUCAGAUUAUUAUUGGGAGUUAUUCCAUAAGUACUGCGGCGGUCGGCGAGCUCUCGGACAAGAGAUUGACGGCGAUGGUCAAUGCAGUGAGACAGCAAGCCCAACAAAGACGUGGGGGCUUACCAAGUCCAACGCAACAACGUGCUGCUGGGAUGGCUCGAAAUCAACCGGAUGAUGCCAGCCCGACUGCUGGCAUGUAUGGAGACGAGAGCUCGGAAACGGGAAGUGAUAUCGGAAGGCUAGGCAUGAGUGAUGAUAAACUGCAAGAGGACCGCACCAGGACAUGGCCCCGGCCAUCGAAGGCACCUCAGAUGGAGCCAUACGAGGCCCAGGACGAAGGAUUUGUGUUUGAUGAUGCCUCUCCAACCGGUGGUCAAGGUGUCAGUGCCGAUACUGCACCACACCAAAUGUCCGCCUGGGAACGAUUGAGACGUGGUGAAAAGCCCGUACCAAGUGGGCAGGCAGGGCCUAGAGGUCUAGCAGCACCUGCUCAACCACGGCAGAAUGCAUGGGCGAAGCUCCAGAAUAAUACCCAGCCAGAACAAGGAGGGUUAUCUGCUAGUGAAAGCUACACGUUCUCCGAGACAGACGAAGACCGAAAUGUGGCGAGGGCACAAGCUCAGAAGGAGUUUGAUGCUCAGGUUGAUCGGGAACGGCGGGGAGGAGAUUUUAACAGUGGUGCCGAACGACGACGAUGGUAAAUGUACUAUAAGGAAUUGCAUAAAAUGAUAGAUAUGGCAUUGUGAAGGGAGUGUUGUGUGGGAUCAACAGAUACUCUUUCUCAUUUGUUUGGCAUAGAUUAGUGACACCGACUACGACAAUAUACAAUAAAGACUAUUUUCCUUGGAAAAUGCUUGUGGCUUUCUUCUCUGAUAGCAAAUAAAAGGAAAUAAAUAAUCCGGUC